AUGUACUCUAAUGGCCGCGCGGGCGGCGGUGGGGACCAAUAUCCCGAAUACUUCUACCGAGAGGUGGGGACUUUCGAGAGUGAGUUACGCAGCCACGCCGAUGGCUACGGGGUGGUCCCGGCGCCGAACCGAGGCCGCCCCUUCACCUACACACCGGACACGAUCAGUGAGGACGGACUGGACACGGGCGGUUUCGUCAGCAGUGGCAGCGCUGUCGGUAGUGGUGUUGGUGUCGGUGGUGUCGGUGGUGGUGUUGGUGGUGGUGGUGUCGGUAGCGGCGGCCGCGCGGACAAGCCCGUGUUCCCUGGCUCACUGCAGCUCCAGGACAGUAAACCGGAUCUCGUGGAGGCCGCUGAGGGCCGCAGGUCGCCCGGCGGCUGUGCCCAGCAGCUGUGCUCGCGGACUCUUUGUCGCAUCCCGCUGGUACUAGCGCUGCUGGUCACACUCGUCGUCAUCUUUGUCAUCAUUUCUAGCAUUCUGCUGCUGCUCAACUAUCUUCCACUGGAGGCGCGCAAUCUCGCCAAAGGCUCCUGUGACGACUCGAGCUGCCCGUUCGGCGGUCAGUGUCAGACCGGUCCGGACGGCCGGACCUCGUGCUCCUGUCCAGAGCGGUGUCCGAGCCGGUACGAACCCGUGUGCGGAACGGACGGCGACACCUACCACAAUGCCUGCCAGCUGAGACUGCGCGCCUGCCAUCGACAGGCAGAUGUGCGCGUCGCCACCGCCGGAAAAUGCAAGUCGCCGGACCCGUGUCGGGACGUGCGGUGUCCGUUCGGAGGUCGAUGCGUACCCUCCGGACUGACAUUCAGCUGCCGCUGCCCCACCGACUGCCCCAGCUUCGGGGGGAAGCCGGUGUGUGGUAGUGACGGGGUGACCUACGACUCGCUCUGUGAACUCAAACGACAGGUGUGCAUCCAGAGGACCAACGUCACCGUCAAGUUCAACGGACAAUGCGAUCCGUGCGCCUCAGUGAGCUGUCCGAAGUACCAGGUGUGCCAGUUGGACGCCUCUCGCCAGGCCUCGUGCCGCUGUAGCGACCACUGUGAGAGACGCGUGGCACCCGUCUGCGCCAGCGACGGCCUCACCUACGAGUCGCUCUGUGCCAUGCAAGUGGAGGCCUGUCGCAGCCGACGUCAGCUCAAAGUCAUCUACCAGGGAAAGUGCAGCUCUGGUGUGAAUCCGUGCUCGGCCCUGCGCUGCUCCGAGUACGAGCGCUGUGAGAUCGACCGUGGCGGCGUGGCGCGCUGCACGUGCCCGGACACGUGCGAGCCCGUGGUGCGUCCCGUGUGCGCCAGCGACGGCCGCACGUACGACAACACGUGCCGCCUGGAGCUGGAGAGGUGCCGCAGCGGCCGAGCCAUGCACGCGCUGCACUACGGCGUCUGUGGCACCCAGGACCCGUGCGCCACCCACCGAUGCCCGUACGGCGGUGUAUGCCGCUCCAACGGACCGGGCUCGGAGCCCCGCUGUGACUGUCCCCGGUGCUCAGACGAGUACAGUCCCGUCUGUGCCACUGACGGUACCUCGUACAACAACGAGUGUAAACUGCGCCUGGAGGCCUGCGAGAAGAGGCUGGAUCUGCGAGUGCAGUACAUCGGACUCUGCACGAACGUUAGUCUCACUCCGAGUCCUGAAAUCGACAUGACUCUGCCAAUGCCGGGUGACGAGGGAUGCGAGAACAAGCACUGUCCUCACUACGGAAUCUGUGAGAGUCGGCCGAACGGGGAGGCGGCCUGCACCUGCCCGCGUACCUGUGUACCGCACAACGACCCAGUGUGCGGCAUUGAUGGCGUCACAUAUGCCAACGAGUGUGAGAUGAAGGUGGCGGCCUGCAAUAAGCAGCAGUUCGUCACGGCCGCCUACAAAGGAGACUGCGACCUGUGCCAGCACGUGGUCUGCAAGUUCGGCGCCCGCUGCGAGGCGGGCCGCUGCGUCUGUCCGACCGACUGCCCUAGCGCUGAUGACCCGGUCUGCGGCACCGACGGAGUGACUUACAACAACGAGUGUCUGAUGCAGGCGCGCGCCUGCACGGCGGACCAUCAGCUGACCACCGCCUACCUGGGGCCCUGUCAGGACACCUCCAAUAUCACCAUAUCGCCGUGUUACGGCCUGGACCCGGUGACGAACCCGCUUACCUCGGCACCGUACGACUGUUCGGACGGAGCCGCCUGUCCUCCCAUCGCCUACUGCCACCGUUCGGCCGACGCCGCCGUCUGCUGUCCUCUAGCGCCCGCCACCGUGGCGCCCCUGGACACCUUGGACGCGCCCGGCGCCCCGGACGCCCCGGGCGUGACGCUCCCGGCGCCCGGCUGCGCCAACUCCACUCACGGCUGUUGUGAGGACGGCGAGACGCCCGCGGCGGGUCCGCGGGGCGCCGGGUGCCCAGCCUCGUGCCGCUGUCACCGUCUGGGCGCCCUGGGGCCGCAGUGUGACCCGGUCACCAAACAGUGCGCCUGCCGACCGGGCGUCGGAGGGCGCCGCUGCGACCGCUGCAAGCCCGGCUUCUGGGGGCUGCCCAAGAUCGCGCGCGGCAACCUCGGCUGUCUCCCCUGUGGAUGUUCGGCGUUCGGCUCAGCGCGGGACGACUGCGAACAGUCCCGGGGCUACUGUGUCUGCAAACCCAACGUGUUCGGAAACAAAUGCAACAAAUGUCCACCGGGCCAGACUCUGCUGCCUCACGGCUGCGGGAAAGGUGAGCUGAAGACGAGCGCCGCCAGCUGCUCGGAACUGGCCUGCUAUUUCGGCGCCGCCUGCAUUCAGAGGACUCCCGACCGCGCCGAGUGCUCGUGUAACCUGACCUGCCCCGAGCCGGAGAGCGAGUCGGGUGGUCCACUGGAGCAGGAGGUGUGCGGUACUGACGGCCAGACGUACCGCAACGAGUGCCAACUGCGCCUGUUUGCCUGCCGCGGACAGCGAGAUAUCGCCAUCGAGGCCUACGGACGCUGCGCGGAUAAAGACACUUCCCUGGAACCCACCGGCAUUCCGUUCCGGCGAUCGACGCUGUUCCAGUCUGCCUUCACCGAGCAGUCGUCUCCAGCCGCGGCCAAGUCUACCCGGCACCUUUUACCAGAGUACGAGAGCGGCUGGUACUCAGGCCGGCCCACGACGCGGGACGAUUUUCUGGUGCAGGGCUGGCUGGGCAGUCCGUGUGGAGCGGACGCGGAGUGUCGUGUCACUCUGUCGGAGUGUCGAGAGGGAGUGUGUCAGUGUCAGACUGGAUACCAGGAGGCACCCAACCGACAACAGUGCACAGCGAUGACGCCACCCAUGCUCACCACGGAGGGAGUUACACGCCUGGUGCUGAACCCCUGUAUGAGUCGUCCCUGUCUCCAUGGCGGCGUGUGCCAACAAUCGGAGACCGACCACGAGAGCUUCAGCUGUCUCUGCACAACCGAGUGGAGAGGAGAUACCUGUCAGGAGCCGGUCGGUCCGCCGACGGUGGCGCCUCCAGCGGCGGACGGCGACAACUACGAGCAGCCCUCGUUCUCGGGCCGCUCCUACCUGACGUUGAGGGCUCCAAAGGCCACCAUCAAGCUGCAGCUGGAGGUGGAGUUUGUCAGUCACGCCGCCGACGGCCUGCUCCUCUACGGACAACAGAUGGAAAACGGCACCGGAGACUUCAUCGCUCUGGCCCUGGUGGAUGGUUUCGUGGAGUUUCGUUACGACAUCGGUAACGGCCCGGUGGUGAUCCGCUCUCUGCAGAGGGUCUCCCAGGGAGAGUACCACAAGGUGGUCGCGCGGCGGUACCACGGGGACGGUCAGCUGAUUGUUGAUGACGGAGAGAGCAUUCACGGCCAGUCGGACGGAAAGUGGCGCUCUCUGGACCUCAGCGAGAUGCUCUACGUCGGACAUGUACCCAGCAAAUACGACAGAGUGUACGAGAACACGGGUACAGUGUUCGGCCUGGUGGGCUGUGUCCGCCGGCUGCGGGUGGGCGGGGCGGCGUCAGCUGACCUCCGCCAGCCGGGGUCACGUGACAUCACCUCGUCACGGGGCGUCACGGAGUGUCGCAGCGACCCGUGCGCCAGUCAGCCGUGUCAAAACGGAGGCCUGUGCGUGCUCACCACCGGUCACCGCUACCUGUGCGAGUGUGCGCAGCACUUUACUGGUGACCACUGUGAGGACAGUGCAGACCCGUGCAGCGCCGCCGACGCCUGCGCUGCUGGCGCCACCUGUACCAGUACAGGGAACGGCACACUGCAGUGUCUGUGCCCGCCCGGCAGAUGGGGCGACCGCUGCCAGGAAGCUCGCACAGACCACAUAUCGGACCCGUUCGUACCGAAUUUCGGCGGCUCUUCGUACCUGCAGCUGCGUCCUUUGCGGGACGCGGGCCGAUCCCUGGAGCUGGAGCUCUGGUUUCUGACCCGAUCACCAGACGGCGUCCUGCUCUAUUCCGGUCAGCGGCAGACCAGCAGCGACUUCAUCGGACUGCGCCUCAGCGGAGGUCGACUGGAGUUCGGCUAUGACCUCGGCUCAGGAGCAGCCAGCAUCAAAUCGAGUCAUACCAUUGCCCUCAACCAGUGGCAUUCUGUCAAGCUCACCCGUUUCGACCAGGACGGCUCGCUUCAGGUCGGAAACGGUACUAUUUCGCGCGGGUCUGCUCCGGGUCAUCUGAACGAACUGAACCUAUCUACCUCUGUUCAUUGGCGGGCUAGA
Molecule: messenger RNA, 4656 nt
Organism: Amphibalanus amphitrite
Lineage: Eukaryota; Metazoa; Arthropoda; Thecostraca; Balanomorpha; Balanidae
Product: agrin-like
Exons: 23
Biological process (GO): cell differentiation; multicellular organism development
Molecular function (GO): protein binding; calcium ion binding
Source: RefSeq, a predicted model, not a curated record